GGCAAGCCCGGGGCCGCUGCUCACAAGCCGCUCGGCUCUGCUCGGCCGGCAGCGCUGCAGCGCAGCGGACGCAACGACCUGCAGCGAGGAAUGGAGGCGCUGGCAGCCCUCAAUGCAGACAAGCAAAUUGCCGCAAGUGAAAAAAGAGGCGUGCAGACGAGCAGGGUCGGAGUUACGAAUCUCGAGGAUUUAUUUUCAUUAGAUAUUAUUUAUUCUUUAAAAAAAAAACAGCAACCAGGAAAACCAAUGCUUAUUUAAUAAGUGCCUUGGAAGCGAGAGGGACAGGGUGCAAUCCGUGCUCAGGAGAUAAAGCUGCCAUUCCCAAGCUCGGGGGUUGAAAAGAGGGCAAAGUGGUGCGGUGGAGAACACAGAUCAAUUGAUAUCCAGCACCGGCAGAACGUUUAUUAUAGCUUGCUGCCUUUUUCCGCUGCCUCUGGUUGCACCGUCUUCAAAUGAAAUUUGAUCAACCAACAGCUGCAUAUCAAAUAAAAACACUGCUUGAUGUCUUAAUAUGGGAUUGAAGUCUGCCUGGCUCUCGAUCCAAGACUAGCUGGUCAGUGAGAACUCAGCAGUGAAGAUGGCUGCAAGGAUAAGCCUGCGAUGCUGCUUCCUCCUGUCCGUGUCUGGCUAUCUGCUGUGUGCCCUCGCCCAGGGGACAAACCUCACCGUUGUAAACGGGACGGAGCGGAUGGUGGGACGGGUGCCUUUUAUUACGUCUCAGCUGGAUCACCUGAUCGCCAAGGAGGGGCUCAGCGUGGCGAUCGGCUGCAACGUCAGUGGGAGCCCCGUGCUGCAGGUCCAGUGGUACAACUCGAAUGGCCGCUUGCUGAAUCAGGAGGAGGGGAAGUGUUGGAUAUCGGAGAGCGGUUUGCUGAACAUCACCAUGGUGACGUUUGAGGAUCGAGGGAAGUACACUUGUGUGGCCUCCAACCCUUACGGGACCAUCAACUACACGGUGACUCUACGAGUCAUCUUCACCUCGGGGGAUAUGGGCAUUUACUACAUGAUCGUUUGCCUCGUGGCGUUCACUAUAGUGAUGAUCUUGAACGUCACCCGCCUGUGUAUGAUGAGCAGCCACCUCAAGAAGACCGAGAAAGCCAUCAAUGAGUUUUUCAGGACAGAGGGUGCUGAGAAGCUGCAGAAAGCCUUCGAGAUUGCGAAGCGCAUCCCCAUCAUCACGUCGGCCAAGACCCUAGAGCUGGCCAAGGUCACCCAAUUCAAGACGAUGGAAUUUGCCCGCUACAUAGAGGAGCUGGCCAGAAGCGUGCCUCUCCCUCCGCUCAUCAUGAACUGCAAGAUGCUUGUGGAGGAGAUCAUGGAGGUUGUAGGCAUGGAAGAGGCAAGUCAUAUGUACGUGGGAGAUGUGCCGGCCAGGCGGGACGCUCAGGGUGAACUGUACUCCGUACCCAACGCUAUAAAGUGGAGUAACUCGUCGGCUGGGGACUCGGACGAGGUGUCUUUGCACGAGCAGCCCCAACAGAUUGCAAUUAAGGUGUCUGUGCACCCCUUGACUAACAGCGAGGAGGGACAAUCUCAGCAAAGUGCCAGCCACCAGCCCGAGGAGGAUGCCGAGGAGACGGAGGCAGGACCGGCGGACGCUGGGCAGAACUCCGAACCGGCGGAUGGCCAGAACUCCGAACCGGCGGGCCAGAACUCCGAACCGGCGGAUUUUGGCCAGAACUCCGAACCGGCGGAUGCUGGCCAGAACUCCGAGCCGGAGAUUGCCUGCGAGGAUACGGUGCCAGAAGCCAACGGCGACCAUGUCACAGUGGUGGUGAUGGAAAACAUCGAGCAUCCUUCACCAGCCGUGGUCCGGAAACCCACCCGGGUUCUGUAUGAGAGCCACGUGUAGUGCGAGCUCCUCACAUCCUCAGACAUGACAGUCGGCACGGUCUUAACAAUAAAAACAUUACCAGAAGAUCAUUGCAGAAGAGAAGCAAAUGAAAUAAGCAUGUUUUGUUUUAAAUUAUGUUGCGUCGGGUUACUUUGGUCACUACUGGCAUCACAUUGAAAUAGUUAAUUUUGUUUGGGGGGG
Molecule: messenger RNA, 2035 nt
Organism: Leucoraja erinaceus (little skate)
Lineage: Eukaryota; Metazoa; Chordata; Chondrichthyes; Rajiformes; Rajidae
Product: microfibrillar-associated protein 3-like
Exons: 4
Coding region: 578-1852 (424 amino acids)
Source: RefSeq, a predicted model, not a curated record